CAAAAUUGAGUUUUUCUUUGUAAAGCACUCGAGGUAUCAAAUGCAGGAGUGGUGGCGGCUGCUGCCGUAAUUGUAUUGCUUUUGCUGUCAUCUGCGUUUGCCUUCAAGGCAGAGCAGAGAGAGCAAACGCCUUACUAUGUUGGGAAAGCGUGCUGGUUGAGAGAUACCUGGAGCACGCCGCGAUUCCCAUUGCGGCAUUGUUCAAAUUCACUCUCGCGUGAGAGACCCCCCGGAUUUCCUUACUCGGCCUCUUUUCCAGCCAUGGAAUCACUGCCGAUGCUCCCUUUUUAAGCACCACCACCAACACAACACCUCUGUCGACAGAAGAGAAAAAGGGAGGAAAGAUAAUCAAAUAGGGUGCAAGAGAAUAAAAGAGGAGCCUUUUUUUUAAGCUGCUCGGUGGGUUUAACUCUGAGUACAAGGUUUUGUUCUGAGAGCUUCGUGUGGUUGACCGCACGCUUUCCUCUCUGUGUUCGAGCAAACUUUAAGCUCCUGCUUGGUUUAUCUUCUCGUUGCAAAACUCAAGAGAAAGUUGCCAUGGAAGAUGACCAUGAGAGCUUGGGAGAUGCAUGCCCUCAGCUACUAAACUUAAUCCAAAAUGAAAAAGUCGGGAAAAAAAGAAUUGGGGGUUUAGAUGCCUCAGAAGAGAAGAAAUUAGAGCUGACGCUUGGGCUUCCUGGAGGAGUUGGGGAAGAAGAGAACCCCUCUGUUCUAUCUUCUUGUAUCUUUUCAAAGGUUUCCAAGACCUCUUCCGGAAGGGGAGUUUUAGGUUCUGAGCAGCUAGAAGCUGGAUUGUUCCAGUUGCAGAGCAAAGGAGGGUAUGGAACGGAAUGGCCACACAAGACAACUUGGAACCGUGAGAAAUUUGAUGAGCAGCAAAGCCUUGAGAAAGCACAUGGUGGCACUGAGAAUGAAGCUGGAUCAAACACCAGCUUCCAGACAGGAGUUUCUGCCGGGGCUCCUGUUGUUGGUUGGCCUCCGAUCAGAGCCUUCAGAAAGAACCUAGCAAAUAGCUCAGUCAAGCAAUCUGUGGAUCUUCAUAAUGGAAAUAUAGAUGAAAAAGUGAAGGUUGCCAGCUGCAAGAAGGGUUUGCUCAUCAAGAUUAACAUGGAUGGUAUCCCCAUUGGAAGAAAGGUGGAUCUGAAUGCCUGUGGUAGCUACAAGAAGCUUUCGGUUGCUGUUGAAUCUCUCUUUCUGGACCUUCUCGAAGCCCAAAAGGAGACCUCUACAAAUGACCUUCGAAUGGAUGAGGAAGCAAAACAAGCAUUCAAAAGUUUAUUGGAUGGCUCUGGCGAAUACACUUUGGUUUAUGAAGACAAUGAAGGUGACAGAAUGCUAGUGGGGGAUGUUCCUUGGGACAUGUUUGUUUCUUCAGUAAAAAGAUUGAGGGUGUUGAAAAGUUCUGAUCUUUCCUCUCUACAUGAUUGGGAAGCCAGAAAAGAACAGCAACUGAGUGUUGAAUAUGGCGACGAAGGCCAGGCUAAUUGAGCUAUAUACAUCCAUCAUAUUUUAUUCUUCUUGUUUUGGAUGUGGUUGGUAUUGCAAGUGAACUAUUUUGCGCUUCUAUUAAGUAUUUUUUGAUGUUAAUUACAUUCUUUGGUUGCGAUUUGCAAAUGGUUUUUGCAUGAUGAGUAUUGUGUUUGUUUGGUAAUGGUAUGAAACAAUUGAUUCUUGGUUCUGUUGAUUUAAAUGCAUGAAUAAA
Messenger RNA from Zingiber officinale, 1702 nucleotides. Its product is annotated as auxin-responsive protein IAA2-like. Gene Ontology annotation, biological process: regulation of DNA-templated transcription. The record is from RefSeq and is a predicted model, not a curated record. The transcript is spliced from 7 exons. The coding region runs from base 538 to 1488 and encodes 316 amino acids. Gene Ontology annotation, molecular function: protein binding. Gene Ontology annotation, cellular component: nucleus. Lineage: Eukaryota; Viridiplantae; Streptophyta; Magnoliopsida; Zingiberales; Zingiberaceae.